Messenger RNA from Phragmites australis (common reed), 1270 nucleotides. RefSeq lists its product as uncharacterized. The record is from RefSeq and is a predicted model, not a curated record. Bases 154 to 897 code for a protein of 247 amino acids. The transcript has a single exon. Lineage: Eukaryota; Viridiplantae; Streptophyta; Magnoliopsida; Poales; Poaceae.
UUUCAAUCGUGUCUUCUCAAAAAUUCCCAAGCCCCAACCAAUCGCAGCAGAAUAGAGUGCCCCUCCAGGUAGGGAGGGAUUCGAUCAUUCGAUGCUUGUGGCGUCCGCCCGGAGAACAAGUCCGAGAGGAAUCGGCUACUGAAGACGAGACAGAUGGGGGAGCUGGCCACCUCGCCCACGGCCGUGCUGCCGGUGGUCUUCGUCGACGGCGACCAGAGCGUGGACCUGGGCACGGUCACCGUGCAGCCCUCUCUCGGCGUCCGCAAGCUGCAGACAGUCGUCGCCGACCGCGUCGGCGUCGCACCGCACCAGAUCUCGGCCUCGCUCGCGCGGCCGAGGCGCGCGCGCCGCGUGCCCCUCGAGGAGGGCACCGAUCUCGCCGACGCCGUCGCGCGCGAGGGCUCCGGGUGCUACGUCCUCGCGGCCCUCCGCCGAUCCCGCCGCGAGCGCCGGGGCGGCCGCUCCCGACGCGAUAAGAAGGCCGCGGCCUCCGCGCCGCCGCCGGAGAAGACCAUCCUGAAGCGCCUCCCGCCCACGGAUCUGGCCUCCCUGGCCGCGUCCCCCGCGCCGGUCAUGUUCGGCGCCUGGGACUACGAGGCGCAGCUGCGGGAGCUGCACCGCCAGCGCGACUGGUACCUCAUGAGCACCGCGGCGCCGGAUCCGUACUUCCCGCUCGCGCCGGAGCUGGAGGACCCGCCGCUCUGGUCCCCGCGUCCCUCGACAUCCCCCUGCCCCGAGUGCGAGGCGGCGGCCGCGUCCAUGCGCGAGCCGGCCUUCCACUGGUGUGUGCGCGACGCGGUGACCGUCGGCUUCCGCUCGCACGUCGGCCCGAUCGAGCGCCCGGCCAAGAAGUCUCCCUCUCCGCCGCCGGCGCUCCGCGGCACGCCCGUCUAUUAGCAGCUGAUUAUUACAAAUUGUAAAGAAAGAGGAGACGAAACUUGAAUUGGGGAUAAGGAUCGUCGAGGUUGCGUGUGGGGUUUGUGCAGUGCAACGAAGAUGGAGAGAGGUUUUUAGUAGCUUGCAGCGUCCUCCCGUAGAGGAACUCAAGAGACUCAUGUCAGAUCAGAUGCGGCCAGUGCAGUGCGAACGAGUCCAGAGGAAGCCGGACACGUCUGCGAUCCGAGGCCUAGCUGUUCGGCUCGGCCUCCAAACAAACAUGGCUGGCCAGUCCUUCCUUCUUUGUUUCUCUUUUGGAGAGAGAGAGAGUGAGAGAUGACUAUUGAUUGUUUCUGGUAUAUCAAAGUGGUAUAUGCAGAAGAUUUUACUAGUA